Humulus lupulus (European hop) is the source of this 1949-nucleotide messenger RNA. Its product is annotated as sulfite exporter TauE/SafE family protein 3-like. The transcript has 12 exons. Gene Ontology annotation, cellular component: Cul4A-RING E3 ubiquitin ligase complex; membrane. Lineage: Eukaryota; Viridiplantae; Streptophyta; Magnoliopsida; Rosales; Cannabaceae. The coding region runs from base 249 to 1718 and encodes 489 amino acids. The record is from RefSeq and is a predicted model, not a curated record. Gene Ontology annotation, biological process: protein ubiquitination.
UGUCACUUUAAGAGUCACUCUUCAGUUCUACAUACAUUAACUGCUCCAUUGUUUGUGCUUCAAUUGGAGUAGUAGUACCAUAGAAGGAAGCUCCUUCAAUAGAAGAUACAGAAGAAGAAAAACAAAAACGAAAAUCAACGCAAGAAAUAUAUAUAUACACAACGAAAGAAGUUUAGGACCUCUUAUUUUUUUCUUUUUCUUUUUCUUAAUUUUUUUUUCCAAGCAAUAUUUCAGUACUACUCUGAACAAUGGCUCGAGCUCAAGUGAUCAUGAACCAGAAGGCAUUUUCUGUAUCAGCAGCAAUUCUACUAUGGAUGGUUUUUGCUAGUUUCUUCUUGAUGAGUGUCUUUGUCAAUGGGGAGAGGCUGUUAAAAGACAUAAAACCUGAAACUUUGCCCCAUCAGGAAGAGAAGCGUCCUGGGAUUAUAAUUAGAGUUAUUCAUUUUUUCUGGGAGGGUGGAAAGUCUACCUACCAACAUGUUUGGCCUGAGAUGGAGUUUGGCUGGAAAAUUGUGGUAGGAUCAAUAGUUGGAUUCUUUGGCGCGGCUUUGGGAAGCGUUGGAGGCGUUGGAGGUGGUGGAAUUUUUGUUCCAAUGCUUACUUUGAUUGUUGGUUUUGACCCCAAGUCUUCUACUGCCAUUUCUAAGUGCAUGAUUAUGGGAGCUGCAGGGUCAACAGUUUACUAUAAUAUGAGACUUAGACACCCCACACUGGACAUGCCCCUCAUAGACUAUGAUCUGGCCUUGCUCUUUCAGCCAAUGCUCAUGCUUGGAAUCAGCAUUGGAGUGGCUUUCAAUGUCAUGUUUGCUGAUUGGAUGGUCACUGUUCUGCUCAUCAUUCUCUUUUUAGGUACAUCUGCAAAAGCUUUAUUGAAAGGUAUAGACACAUGGAAAAAAGAGACAAUGAUGAAAAAGAUUUUACUCGAAUUUCAGGAUGCGCAGAAGCAGCAGGAAUCAGAAUCCAAACCAGGUGAUGAAUCUGAGGCAGACUAUAAACCACUACCGAGCGGUCCAGCUGCUAGUGCUAAGCAUGAGGAGGAGGUGCCUAUGCUGCAAAACAUAUACUGGAAAGAGUUAUCAUUGCUAGUGUAUGUCUGGGUGGCUUUCCUUAUUGUUCAGAUUGUUAAGACGUAUGCCGAAACUUGCUCCAUCAAAUUCUGGGUCUUAAACUCCUUGCAGGUGCCAAUUGCUGUAUCAGUUACACUUUUUGAAGCCAUAUGCUUAUACAGAGGCACUAGGGUGAUUGCAUCAAAGGGAAAGGAGAUCACAACUUGGAAGUUACAUCAGAUAUUUAUGUACUGUUCUUGUGGAAUUAUAGCUGGUAUGGUUGGUGGAUUGCUUGGGCUAGGUGGUGGUUUCAUCUUGGGACCCCUUUUCCUUGAACUGGGAAUCCCUCCUCAGGUGGCAAGUGCUACAUCAACAUUUGCUAUGGUUUUCUCAUCUUCCAUGUCAGUUGUACAAUACUACCUUCUCAAUCGUUUCCCAGUCCCAUAUGCUUCUUACUUUGUUCUAGUUGCUACAAUUGCUGCUUUCACUGGUCAGCAUGUAGUUAGAAAAAUAAUAGCAAUUCUUGGCCGAACAUCUAUAAUCGUCUUCAUACUAGCGUUAACAAUCUUCAUCAGCGCAAUCAGUUUAGGUGGAGUUGGCAUAGCAAAUAUGGUUGAGAAGAUGGAAAACCAAGAAUACAUGGGAUUUGAAAAUUUCUGUCACCAGUCUUGAGUAUGUUGUGUGAUAUAAAGCACUGGGAUUUCACUCUUUUUUCUUUUAAUGGUAAUAUUUGAGUACUGGAAAAUCAAUUGAUUGUACCAGCAGCAGCUACCCAAAAUCUCCAUAAUUUUCUUAUGCAUCUCAUAAAAAUGUUCUCCUUGUGAAACAAUGUAAUUUGCCAUUAUUCAACAAUCAUUGUAACAGAACUGUUCUUUAAUAAUACAAUAAGAUGUUAAUGUUUCA